This is a messenger RNA of Lolium perenne, 702 nucleotides long. NCBI's taxonomy places the organism in Eukaryota, Viridiplantae, Streptophyta, Magnoliopsida, Poales, Poaceae. The record is from RefSeq and is a predicted model, not a curated record.
AUGCGCGCGCACGCCAACCGUCCGGAAGUUUCACGCCCGCGUGUCGUUCCACCGCACCGCCUCGCUCCGCCUCCCACGUUGCUCCGUGCCACCGCUCCGCCUCCCACGCCGCUCGGUGCCGCCGCCUCCCACGACGAGAUGUCGCCCCGCCGUCGCUCGACCUCCGGCUACCGCGGCAUCCGCGCGCGGCCAAGCGGCACGUUCUACGCCGAGAUCUGCAGCAGUGACAAGCGCAUCGGGCUCGGCACGUUCGAGACGGCGCACGAGGCGGCGCGCGCCUACGACGCGGUCGCCUGGCGCCUCGGCUGCUCCCGCCGCACCAUGAGCUUCCACGACGUGUGGACGCGGGAGCAGGCGGAAGCGCUCGCGCCACCGCCUCCGGCCAUCACGCGCGAGCAUCAGCAGCGCCAGCGCGAGCUCGAGCAGCGGCUCGUCAUCACGGAGCGCGACGAGCGCCUCCGCCUCAAGUGGGCGCGGCAGUUCAUGGAGGACGUCGACGCGAUGGAGGCCUUCUACGCGAAGAAGCAGGAGGAGAAGGCGGCGGCGGUGAAGAAGAAGGCGGAUCGUGACGAGCGGCGGGCGAAGUCGGCGGCGAGGAAGAAGGAGAGGGCGGAGAAGGCCGCGAGGAAGGCAGAGGAGAAGAAAAACGGCGCUGCAAAAUAUGAUCAAAAAGUUGUUUGCACCGCGCUGCGCGCUGCAUAA